AUUCCUCUCGGCUCACAACUUACUUUUGUUUUAGCACUCAAAAAAUUAAAAAUAAAGUAAAAAGUAAAGCCAACCAAAUGUUCGGAGUAGAAGAGGAAAUUCUUAGUUGUUUUUUUGCACGUAUAAAAUCUUUUGUGUUGCAUUUUGGCGCUGCCUUGGAUAUUCGGGAAAAUGAAAAGGGCACCGCUAAAAAGUUCCAUGUGAAAAUUCAGGAAAAGCCAACUGCAUUGAUACUUAUAUACAUAUGUAUAUAUAUAUUUCUACUUGUUUUUGUGAUUCACAUCCGAUCUGAAAAAAUAUAGGAAAGUGUAAUUCGCGGUGUAGUGUACAGUUCGAGCAGCAGAAAUCAUGUCCAGAAACAAGGCCGCCAUGGUUAGCGCCUUCCGGCUGCUCCUCCGCCCGUCUCCCGCCCACAGGAAUAUUGCCCUGCGCCUGGCCCCUGUCACGACCUUCGCCCUGCAUCUACGAGCGGGACAUGAGCUCCAGCAGCACAGAAGCUUUGCAUCUACGGCGGACGACGAUGAUGGCAAAAAGUCGGACAAGCAUAAAAACCAACUGAAUUCUGGAGAUAUCACGCGACUGACUCUGACCGAGCUGAGGACGCGCCUAAGAGCCCUCGGACUGAGUGCAUCCGGCCGAAAGCAGGUCCUGCUCGAGCGGCUGGCAACAUCCAGCGGGGCAGUCAGGGCUGCAACAAGCGGCUCCAAUUUGUCCUCGAAGGCGGUGUCUUCCACUGAGGAGCUCGUAAAUAAUUCAGAAACGACCUCUGGGAUGUCCCCCCCAAAAGACACUGACCAGCAGAAUGACGACAUCUAUGUGGAGUAUGUGAAUGGUAUGCCACACAUAACUGUCCGCCUGCCCAGCCGCAAUGAACUCUGCCAGUUUGCCCUGAAACCCAUCACCCACAAUGUGGGCGAUCUGCUCGCCAUGCUAAGAGCUGAGGAUCGCGGAAUCGAUCGAGCUGCGAUCAUCAACAAGCAUGGAGUGCGCAUUGCCUCGUCCUGCACCAUCGACAGCCUACUGGAUGACUCAUUUUGCAUACAAAUCAACAAUCGCACACUGGAGGUAAAUCCACCGAAGCGGGAGAAGAUUACCGGGGAAUCUAUAGACAAAGUCGGUGAUGUGCGAAAAGUUAUAGCUCAGCUAUAUGAGGCAUUUAAUGUGGGUGAAUAUCAGCUGGAGAAGAGCAAUCAACUGGCCAAGGAGCUAGAGAGUUUACGUUAUGAACUCGAGCCAUUAGAGGAGCAAAAACUGGAACUGAGCAAAAAGGCGGCUCGACGCACCAAUUUUAUGACCUGGAUGGGCUUAGGCCUGAUGUCUGUGCAGUUUGGAAUAUUGGCGCGCUUGACCUGGUGGGAAUACUCUUGGGAUAUCAUGGAGCCUGUCACUUAUUUUGUAACCUAUGGAACGACAAUGGCAAUGUAUGCCUACUAUUGCGUAACGAAGAAAGAGUACAUCAUGGAGCACGUAAAGAACCGUGAGUACUCCCUCACACUCUACAGGAACGCCAAGAAGAUCCAGUUCGAUGUGGAUCACUACAACGAGCUGAAGCGAAAGUCGGCCGAGUUGGAGUACAAUCUGAGGAGGAUCCAUGAUCCGCUGAACAUGCAACUGCCUUCGCAUCUGGUGCGCACCCAGGAGAACACGCCACCCACCCAGCUUGAGGAGAACAGGGAACAGCGGAAAUCGACUUAAGGACUUUUAGGAAAAGCUUGUGGGAAUUUGAUAUGAAACUCAAGAAACACUAUUUUUAACUCGUCUCGCAAGCGUUAGAUAACAACAAAUAAAAGUCCCCCAUUUAGCUAAAGGUUCAGGUGAUCCGAGAGAUCGAUAUCGGUGUUUAAAUAGAUUUUGUGUACGCAUCACAUGUUGUGUAAAUUCA
Drosophila serrata is the source of this 1882-nucleotide messenger RNA. It is a transcript of the gene MCU, whose product is annotated as mitochondrial calcium uniporter. Gene Ontology annotation, biological process: mitochondrial calcium ion homeostasis; calcium import into the mitochondrion. The record is from RefSeq and is a predicted model, not a curated record. Gene Ontology annotation, cellular component: uniplex complex. Gene Ontology annotation, molecular function: calcium channel activity; uniporter activity. Lineage: Eukaryota; Metazoa; Arthropoda; Insecta; Diptera; Drosophilidae.